Molecule: messenger RNA, 1290 nt
Organism: Brenthis ino (lesser marbled fritillary)
Lineage: Eukaryota; Metazoa; Arthropoda; Insecta; Lepidoptera; Nymphalidae
Source: the annotation of a GenBank genome assembly
AUGAAUUUAGUUUUAAUAUAUGGUCUCACUUCACUGUUGGUUUGCAACUUAAUAAAGGGCAAAGAAUCUAAUCCUUAUCUUGAAGCUCUCGGUCAAAAACAAUGGAAGAGUGUUCACAAAUAUGUAGAGGUGCGUCCUGGCGCAUUUCUUUUUUAUUGGUUUUAUUUUGCUGAUGGUACUGUUUACGAGGCUGAAAAGAAACCAUUAAUAAUAUGGAUACAGGGCGGUCCUGGUCUCGCGGCUACUGGUAUAGCUAAUUUUGCUGAAAUCGGACCCCUUACUAUGGAUAUGAAACCUCGGAAUCAUACAUGGGUAAAAGGGCAUAAUCUAUUGUUGAUAGAUCACCCAGUCGGGACUGGUUUUAGCUAUGCUGUUAACAAAUCAUUACACGUUAAAACAGAUAAAGAUGCAGCAAAAGAUCUUCUAAGGAUAAUUAAAGCUUUCUUCAGGACAAACAAAGAAUUUAGGAACACACCAACGUAUCUCUUUGGUCAAAGCUAUGGAGGAAAAUUAUGUCCAAGAUUGGGAUAUUAUUUACAUGCGGCUAUAAGAAAUAAGCGUUUAAAAAUGAACUUUAAAGGAAUUGGUAUCGGUAGUGGAUGGGUUGAUCCAAAACACAGCACUUUAGUACAACCAGGAUUCCUAUAUGAUAUGGGUGUCAUUGAUCUACCUACUUAUACCAAAACUAUAAGAAUUGCUAAAAAGACGGGUUAUUUGAUAGAGAAAAAGGAAUAUGUGACCGCAAGUGUACUGCAAGACACGAUGUUCAAUAUAUUGAACAUAGAAUCUGGCAUGAAGAUAAACUUUAAUAACAUAAAUCAAGUUAGCCCUGACCAAGCCUUACAAGAAUUGACAUACAAAGUGAAUAAAUAUGUGAAGCCUACAUUGACUGAAGUAAAUCAGAAUUUGAAUUGGAAUUACGUAUCGGAUGUAAUUUUUAAUAAUUUAAACAACAGCUUCUUGAUACCAUCUACUAAAUUCUUAGAGUCAUUGCUGAAUCAUACACAGUUAAAAGUUGCAAUUUACAAUGGAAAUUUAGAUGUGGUGACCCCUCUCGCUGGUGCUACUAAUUGGGUUCACGCACUUAAAUGGCAUGGAGCUCACGAUUUUAUGAAUGCUAAACGUAUACGCAUAAGAGGAAAUGCAAAUGGCUUUUUCAAAACUGCCAAACAUCUAAGCUAUUGGUCAGUUUUCGGAUCUGGACAUUGGGUCCCCGAAGAUAAUCCUGAAGCAAUGGAGCAAAUACUGGAGUAUUUGAUGAGUGAUACUCAAAAUCAAGACUUGUUUAAU